Molecule: messenger RNA, 678 nt
Organism: Protopolystoma xenopodis
Lineage: Eukaryota; Metazoa; Platyhelminthes; Monogenea; Polystomatidea; Polystomatidae
Source: the annotation of a GenBank genome assembly
AUGACAGCAUCUUCACAUGAUCACCUUUGUGUCCGCUUGCCGGAGCAGGCAGGCGGUCAGUCGUAUAGACAGCUAGGCAGCCUAUUAGAGGUGUCUGUUCGCCGCCACUUCGCCUCUCCCCAUGCGGAAGCAAACACACAUCAGUGCCAGCGCACGCACGCACGCACACAUACACACACACACACACACAGUCCCGACUCUCAGUCGUCCGGUAAAUUUGUACAUGCUUACAAGGGGCGUAGAAUCAACCGGAUCCGCUUACCAUUCUUGGCAUUCCAACAGACAGACCGACAAAAUACUCUGUCGUCUGUGCACAAACGGGCUGAUGGCAGAAGAAAAUUUUCAAACACUUUUAUGCCACCUCUGUCUGCUGGCACUGUUGGACCGGCAACUGCAGGAGUGCAGAAUAUGGCGCCGGCUCGGCCCGACCAAGUGGAGUCGGGUCGUGUGUGCCAGUUGGAUGCGUGCAGGUUGCUGAGCCGGGCUGAAGAGUUGAACGUCGAACCCCGUGGCUGGCUAGUCUACAGCUCUCGGGUCGAGGCAGUCUACGGGGCAAUCUACGAGGCAUUCUACGAGGAAUCGCGCAACGCGAAGGCCAGUUCGACCCGUUCGGCCAGUCAGGACAGCCAAUCAGCAGUCGAGCUGCCUGCCUAUGGCCGUGCACGACUGACUGAUUGA